UCUUACCAUGGCCAACUACUAUGAAGUGUUAGGUGUACAGUCCAGUGCCUCCCCCGAGGACAUCAAGAAGGCGUAUCGAAAGCUGGCUUUGCGUUGGCACCCCGACAAGAACCCUGACAACAAGGAGGAGGCUGAGAAGAAGUUCAAGCAGGUGUCUGAGGCCUACGAGGUCCUGUCAGACUGUAAAAAGCGCUCUGUGUACGACCGGGCAGGCUGUGACAGCUGGCGGGCCGGCGGCGGUGGCGGCAACGUGCCCCACGGCAGUCCCUUCGGUGCUGGCUAUCCCUUCCGCAAUCCUGAGGAUAUCUUCCGUGAGUUCUUUGGGGGAGCGGACCCUUUCUCCUUUGACUUCUGGGACACCCCGUUCAGCGACCGUGGCCGGUCCUACGGUUUACGUGGGGCCUUCUCCUCGGGCUUCGGUGAGUUGCCAGCCUUCAUGGAGGCCUUCUCGUGCUUCGAUACCCUGGGCCGUGGUGGGGGCAGCCGCGCCACCUUCUCGUCCACUUCCAUCGGUGGCUCCAGUUCAGGCAACUCGGGGUUCAAGUCAGUGAUGUCAUCCACGGAGAUGGUGAACGGCCGCAAGGUGACCACCAAGCGCAUUGUUGAGAACGGCCAGGAGCGGGUGGAGGUGGAGGAGGAUGGACAGCUCCGGUCGGUAACUGUCAACGGCAAGGAGAAGCUGAUGCGGGUGGACACCAAGUGA
Messenger RNA from Peromyscus californicus insignis, 703 nucleotides. RefSeq names its product DnaJ heat shock protein family (Hsp40) member B8 (gene Dnajb8). The transcript has a single exon. The record is from RefSeq and is a predicted model, not a curated record. Lineage: Eukaryota; Metazoa; Chordata; Mammalia; Rodentia; Cricetidae. Gene Ontology annotation, biological process: protein refolding; positive regulation of proteasomal ubiquitin-dependent protein catabolic process. Gene Ontology annotation, molecular function: Hsp70 protein binding; ATPase activator activity. Gene Ontology annotation, cellular component: cytosol; endoplasmic reticulum membrane. The coding region runs from base 8 to 703 and encodes 231 amino acids.